Molecule: messenger RNA, 2362 nt
Organism: Monopterus albus (swamp eel)
Lineage: Eukaryota; Metazoa; Chordata; Actinopteri; Synbranchiformes; Synbranchidae
Gene: agfg2
Product: ArfGAP with FG repeats 2
Exons: 14
Coding region: 194-1657 (487 amino acids)
Biological process (GO): spermatid nucleus differentiation; acrosome assembly; intermediate filament organization
Cellular component (GO): membrane; cytoplasmic vesicle; cytoplasm
Molecular function (GO): GTPase activator activity
Source: RefSeq, a predicted model, not a curated record
GGUUUCCCGGUGCGUCUGUGCGUCUUGACGCACCUCUCCGCUGUGUAGCCAUGCACUGUGAAGUCGCAUGAAAAGCGUUUCCAUAAUGCGGGCGUGAAGUACCCGCGUGGUAAACGGAGGGAUCCAGGAGGAGGACAGCGGAGGGUUACCAGCCUCGCACCGCGCCUGCUCGUCAGGCACCGGAAAGAUUAAAAUGUCGAACCGAAAGCACCGGGACAACCAGGAGAUCUGCUCCCGCAAGGUUCGGGAGCUGGCCCAGUCUGGAGUAAACAAACACUGCUUCGAGUGCAGCCAGCCCGGGGUGACUUACACCGACAUCACGGUGGGCAGCUUCGUGUGCACGUCGUGCUCCGGAAUGCUGAGAGGCCUCAACCCUCCCCAUAGAGUCAAGUCCAUCUCCAUGACAACCUUCUCCCAGCAGGAAGUGGAAUUUCUCCAAAACCAUGGCAACGAGGUCGGGAGGAGGACUUGGCUGUGUGUGUUUGACCCAAAGACAGACGGCUGCUCUGAUAUGAAGGACUCUCAGAAGUUCAAAGAGUUCCUCCAGGACAAAUAUGAGAAGAAGAAAUGGCAUUUUUCCAAAAGUAAGAACCGUAGGGAUGUGGAGGGUCCUUGGAGCCCAGGCGUCCAGGCUGUGCCCCCUUCCCAUGGUCCCCUAACAAGCCAGGCCCCCUCCCAUAACCUGCCCCCCAACAGCAGAUCCUCAAGGCCGCUGUCUCAGUCCCAGCUGCCAUCGUGGGAUCGAGCUCCUGCGAUCUCGCCCGCUGACAUGCGGACGGAUGUGUUCACCGCUCGGCCAUCACGCUCCCAAAGCUUCAGAGACCCCCCUCUGAAAGAUACCACCCUGUGUGGCAUAGAAAGACGGCGGCCAGGCUCUCUGUCGUCAGUGUUAGGAGCUCAGAGCUACGCUCCCUCUUUCCCCGCCCUCCCACGGCCUUCAGCCAGUAGCUCUUUCAAAAACCACUUCACUUUAGGUCGUACAAUAUCGGCCUCGGGCGCCACGGGGCCCUUCAGGGCCUUCCCCAAAUCUCUCAGCGUGGACUUUGGAGGCCUGAACCAUCCACAGCCUCUGCACCAUUCCCUGUCUCAGCAGCAGCAGCCGCCUGCCAGUAUCGGCCAGACAACGCUGCCAGUCAGCGGUUCCAGCAGCCAGGACAGGUACGCAGCUGUGUCACAGCUGGACAACGUGUUCUUGGAAACCUCAUCGGGUACAGCGCCGUCUGGUGGUCCUCCACAGUACAGCGCCAUCUUCGGCAGCAGGCUCUCGUCCAGCUCCACUCCUGCCAGCUCCCCCGGCGUCGAUACAGUCUCCAGCUCACAAACCUUUGCGAAUUUCCCCAACCCAUUCAGCUCCGGCUCCGCGCCCCAGCAACCCAUGGCCCUCUCCCCCAGUAACCCCUUCAGCAACGCCUUGGGAGGUGACUCCAGCGCGUUCGUCACCUCGCCCACCUCCGUUUUCAGUCCGUCCACCUCCUUCCCAGCACCUGCCACCCAGAAUGCAUUUCCUCAUGAGUCUGCCAGCAACCAGGAAGCCAACGGUUUUGCCUCCUUCCCUGCAUCCGAAUCUCAGCCCAAAGUCUCUUGGCCAAUGUCGGUGAACCCGUUUACUGGGAAUGUUUACCCCAGUCGAGGGACAUCCAAAAAUCCUUUCAUCUGACUCCCUCCGUCCUCCUCACUUCACCCACCCAUUCAUCUCUGGGAGCCGUGGAACUUGAGGAGUCGCUGGCAUUUCAAUGCCUCUGAAGUAUUUUCACCCUCUGAGGGAGGGUUUGACAUCCGUGCCCCUCCUCUCCUCCCCGUUCUGUGUUUAUGUGUUUGUGGAGGAAAAAAAAAAGGCGUGAAUGUAAUUAUGAAAUUUAUGUAUGUACGAGAGUGUCGGCCUGCUGUGUUUGUACCACGUGACGUAUAUCUGAAGGUGUUUGUGUGCCAGUAGACGCCACCUCAGGGCUCUGUGAGAGUCACGAGUAAACGACGCCGCUGUGAUUUUUGCAGAGACACACACUUGCACAUACAUAUAUGACACACACAUCGCUGCUGCUGCUACUUUGCUUUCAUCUCCUGCAUAAAAGUGCAAAAAAGAGCCAGUCCACUGGUAAAUACAUUGUUGUCUUAUGCUUUAAAAAGUCUCUGUUGUCCAAAGGAAAAGCCAGUUGAAGCUCCGACCGUGCAUCACGAGUUUCCACAGAUGGUUUUAACCGCCUUAACAGCCCCCUGAUGCAUCAGCAUCAAAAGAUAAGCUGGGCUUCUCAUUGUAGUGGGUGCGUGGGAGAUGUUUGUAUUCAUCUUUUUUUGGCACAUAUCCUUUCAAGAAUCAUCUGUUUUCUACUCUCAGGCUGCAUGUGCUUAGAGGGCUAAAAGGAGA